Molecule: messenger RNA, 843 nt
Organism: Bacillus rossius redtenbacheri
Lineage: Eukaryota; Metazoa; Arthropoda; Insecta; Phasmatodea; Bacillidae
Gene: Sod1
Product: superoxide dismutase [Cu-Zn]
Exons: 4
Coding region: 242-700 (152 amino acids)
Biological process (GO): superoxide metabolic process
Molecular function (GO): copper ion binding
Source: RefSeq, a predicted model, not a curated record
AAAAAUUGUUUAUGUGUUUCUCCAUACAUAUUUGAUUUCACUGCAGUUGGAAAGUCCUCCAAACAUAAUUCAAGGUCGCUGUUUGCGUGGUUUUCGAUCGUUUGCCGUUCAGCAAGUCAUUCUUUCUUAUCGUACGCUGGAACAUUACCUAGCAAUUUUAAAAAGCCUGAGUUAGGUAUUAAGGAUUGACGUACAAGUAGUGCAGGGAGAGUUUUGUGAUACUUUUCUUUAGAAAAGAAUCAUGACCAAGGCAGUUUGCGUUCUUACCGGUGAAGUUAAAGGAACUGUUUUUUUCCAACAAGAUGGCCCAGACGCCCCAGUGAAAGUGACCGGGGAGGUGACAGGGCUGUCGAAGGGCCUGCACGGCUUCCACAUCCAUGAGUUUGGGGACAACACCAAUGGCUGCAUAAGCGCGGGCCCGCACUUCAACCCGCACGGCAAGGAGCACGGCGGGCCGGGCGACGCGGAGCGCCACGCGGGGGACCUGGGCAACGUGGAGGCGGGCGGCAACGGCGUGGCCAAGGUCGACAUCUGCGACAAGCAGAUCUCCCUGCAGGGCCCGCUCAGCAUCAUCGGCAGGACGCUCGUGGUGCAUGCCGACCCUGACGACCUGGGCAAGGGCGGGCACGAGCUGAGCAAGUCGACGGGCAACGCGGGCGCGCGCCUGGCGUGUGGCGUGGUGGGCAUUGCCAAGCUGUGAGGCGGCACACGUCCACUCCUUCCCGGCCGGGAGCACUCCGUGUCGGUUCCUGUUUCCACUUGUAGCACUCGUUCAUUCCAUGUCUGUACAAUUAGAAAUGCCAAAUAAAGAGUUUAUGGGCUGAGGACUGUCACUGCUUGGAA